This is a messenger RNA of Nezara viridula (southern green stink bug), 585 nucleotides long. NCBI's taxonomy places the organism in Eukaryota, Metazoa, Arthropoda, Insecta, Hemiptera, Pentatomidae. The record is from the annotation of a GenBank genome assembly.
AUGGAGAAGGAUAGGAGAGGAGGACUAACAAAGAGGAUGGGAGCCUAUAUGAGGUGGAAAGAUGAGAGAAUGGCUCUCGAGAGUGACCCUUAUGAGGAAGGGCUGGGAUAUUGUCCAGGGCUCAGGCAUAUACAACACGGCUCCGUCCAGGAAAAUUUACAAUUUUCCUCGGCCCCUUCCCAUGGUCUGUAUGUAGCCGGGGGAGUCGCGAUGUCCUCCGGUCCCUGUGUCCAAGAGCUGCCCAGUUCUGGCAGUUUGCCUCCCCACAGCAGCAAAAGGAAGACUUGCGAGAACCGUGGAGGAGCGGGGAAAAGCUCUGGGCUGACAUAUCCAAUAAAAGCCCUAGGAGCGGAUAUAAGCGCUGCUCUAAUCUGGCUGGACCAAUCAACUGCUCAGGCAUCCAUCCCAAUUUCCCAAGGCCUUAAUCUGGAGCCUUAUGAAACUCGUUUAUUUCCAAUUAUGUCCAUCAGAUCAGGAGCCCCCCUUUAUUUAAAUUUAAAAUUAGAACAUCCCCAUCACCCUCCACCGUCGCCGGGCACGAUUUGUCACAGUCUCGAGCUUAACCGGGUCAAUAGUCGCUGGUAA